UGAGGUUAGCUAGUGGGUGGGGCCUACAUGGGUUCGUAGCUUCCGCUACGCCAGGUUCUUGGUUCGAGACCCACACGACUGCUGAUGGGCCAGACAAUAUAAAUGUACAAAGCAAUUGAUUUAAAGCUCCAAGCGAUUUGGAUACAUCUCGGCGCCAAAUCGGGGUGUGAGAAACAAUAGUGUGCACAACUGGGGCGGAGUUCCACGCGUCGCCCGGAACUUUUUUUGUUUGUUACUUUGACAGCAGUCGGUGCACGCGUGUGUAGAUGUGUGACAGCGGAGUGUGUGAGGACAAACCCCCCGCCCCCCCUGUCAGGAUGAGCAGCCAAGCAGGAGCCAAGGAGCCUCAGUCAGCCAAUCACAACUCAAAGCCUCUACCCUCUGUGCCGGAGGAGAGGAAGUCGAGGAACAAGAUCAUCUCCAUGUUUGCCUCCGAAAAGGGCGGGAGGAAGAAGGAUCGUGACAAGGACAGGCCCGAGAUCUCCUCCCCCUCUGACUUUGAACACACCAUCCACGUUGGCUUUGAUGCAGUCACAGGGGAGUUCACAGGUAUGCCAGAGCAGUGGGCCCGUCUACUGCAGACCUCCAACAUCAGUAAGUUGGAGCAGAAGCAGAACCCCCAGGCGGUGCUGGACAUCCUCAAGUUCUACGACUCGUCCAGCGGGAAGCAGAAAUACCUCAGCUUCUCUGCCUCAGAUAAAGACCCACAGUCGCCAGGCAAGCAGGCGGGCAAAACCUCGCCGGCAGGUGGCGGCAAGGGCGGCGACGAUGACGAUGAUGAAGCCCCGCCCCCGAUCGUGGCCCCCAGACCGGAGCACACUAAAUCAGUGUACACCCGGUCGGUGAUCGACCCGCUCCCGGCACCGGAGGGGGAGAAGAACGCAGACAAGCUGAGGAAGAAGGGAGGAAAGAUGACGGACGAAGAGAUCAUGGAGAAGCUCCGUACUAUUGUCAGCAUCGGAGAUCCAAAGAAAAAGUACAUGCGCUACGAAAAGAUCGGCCAGGGGGCCUCUGGAACCGUUUACACGGCCAUAGAUGUUGCUACAGGCCAAGAGGUGGCCAUCAAACAGAUCAACCUGCAGAAGCAGCCGAAGAAGGAGCUGAUCAUCAACGAGAUCUUGGUCAUGAAAGAGAUGAAGAACCCCAAUAUCGUCAAUUUCCUCGACAGUUUUCUUGUCGGAGAUGAGCUGUUUGUCGUCAUGGAGUACCUGGCCGGUGGCUCUUUAACAGACGUUGUCACAGAGACCUGCAUGGAUGAGGCCCAGAUUGCUGCCGUGUGCCGAGAGUGUCUCCAAGCGCUUGAGUUCCUCCACGCCAACCAGGUGAUCCACAGGGACAUCAAGAGUGACAACGUACUGCUGGGCAUGGACGGCUCCGUCAAGCUGACUGACUUUGGCUUCUGCGCCCAGAUCACCCCCGAGCAGAGCAAGCGUAGCACCAUGGUGGGCACGCCGUACUGGAUGGCCCCGGAGGUGGUGACCCGCAAGGCCUACGGGCCCAAGGUGGACAUCUGGUCCCUGGGCAUCAUGGCCAUCGAGAUGGUGGAGGGGGAGCCGCCUUACCUCAACGAGAACCCUCUGAGGGCUCUGUAUUUGAUCGCUACCAACGGCACGCCUGAGCUCCAGAGCCCAGAGAAGUUGUCCCCGGUGUUCAGGUCCUUCCUGUCUCGCUGCCUGGAGAUGGACGUGGAGAAGCGAGGCGGGGGCAAAGAACUGCUGCAGCAUCCUUUCCUGGAGAUGGCCAAACCUCUGUCCACGCUCACACCACUCAUCCUGGCAGCUAAGGAAGCCAUGAAGAACAACCGCUAACCACUGGCCUACGUCGGCUACCGGGCUAACCCAAUGACUGCUAUGCCAACUUGCAUCUUUGGACCGCUGUAUCUCUCGCAACCUGCUAUCCGUAUAGCGGGCAGCUAAUGAUGUUCUGUGAUUUCUUACAAUUUUACUGACUAUUCUGUAUAUUUUACAACCCUCCCCCAGCCCCCCAUGCCAGUCACCAAUAGCUAACACCUUGACCAUGGUUUAGUGGCGUUAGCCAAGUGCCUAUUGAACCUUUUGGGUUAAGAAUAUUUUCAGCGCUAGGUGCCUUUCCGUUAGAGUAUUAUUACCAGUGGCCAUGCACAUACGUCAGACCCUUCCUGUGUCAGUGGGUGAACUUCUAAUGCUUGGAAGGGAACCGCCCUGUUUAUUUUUUAAAUAAUAUAAGAGAGUACUGCUUCCUAAAUGUGUUGUUGUGAAACAAUCGCUGUUUGCAACAUCAAGUGUUUCCACAGAAGAGGUUUUCCAUUUACGUCAUUAGUCCAGGAUUUGCGUUCGCCGUUGGCCCAAGUGGAGAAAUUACCUCAAUGGUCCCAACAUUUACCAACACUCGUGUGAAGCAGUACUCUCUUGUAUUAGAAAACAGCCAAGCUGGACUGUUCCUUUUGCUCAACGUAAAAACAUGAGUUUGAUGUGUGGUUUCAUGUGCCAUCACUUCCAAGGUUAUCAUAAUCACCACUUCGCCGGAGUUUAGCUCAACCAGUAUUUUCACGAUUGUCCUGAGUCUGACCGACCUAGCACCGACAAUCAGUUAUUCCUGCAUUCAAACACUCAAGGCGUAGAAACCAAAACAAUUUCAUUUUGUGGUCCAACUGAAAGACUGGGGAACUCAGUCCUCGUCAACGUUAUCAAAUGAAAGAUGUUCAACCGCCUGUUUUGUUAUCGAGAAAUUAUGCACCCUCUUUACCUUUUUUCGUUUCAUGCCUUAAAUUUCAUUAUUUUCACAAUGAAACCAGUUUUUGAAAGCAUUACUGGAGGAAGAUUUGUUUUGUAUAUUUUGUAAUGUUUUCUGCCAUUUCUAACGUUUUAGAUAACUUUUCUUUCUAAAGUAAUUGUCACCAUCAGUUGAGCUGCCUCUGCAACGCAUGGUUCAAAGAACAGAAACAUGCUGGUCUUAACAACACUUUUCACAACAAGAGGACCAAAUGCAAACACUCAAAGCAUGCUAAUGCUAUGUGGUGGAUUGACAAUCAGAUUUGUAUUAAAUCUGCACAAACUGCAGGAUUGCAAAUAUACUCUUCCAAGAGUAUAUGCUACUCUUCUUUAGUUAUAAGGAUCAUUAAUGACAUGUAUUCAUAUAAUGGACCAUCAAGUGACACUUUGCUGUCCAGUCAGAGAGCACACAUUCCAUUUAGAAGUUCAAAACGUGAUUGAUAUGAUAGUAGCUUCAACGCUGUUGAAUCAAAAGCAUACUCCUCCUGAAUCUGUAAGUUAUUAUUAAAGAUGGACCGGAACAGUUCAUGGAAUCUCUCUCUAUCUCAAUGGCUGUGGUUUUGACACAAGAGAUUAGUGUUGAACUGGUUUGUGGACAUGCACACAUAGUGCCUUUACUGGACUCUCGGAAGACUCCUCUGAAAACCUCAGCCCUACACAGACUUUAAGUCACUCAAAAUGCUCAUCUGCUAAAUCUUGAAUUUAAAAAGCUACAGUUCACUGUGGACAGAAUAUAUCGCAUGUACCAUUUAUUUUAGGAAUGUCGGUUUGGUCUUUGUCACAAUGGCACAACCAUUGUGAAUGUUACUAAUCCAACUACUCUGUAUGCUAGGGUUCCUAUGUCUUGGGUGAGAUACCAAGUGACUUUUACAUGUUUCUAAGUUGGCAUCUGCAGGAACAUGGAAAACCCCCUGGAACUAACAUUUAAUGAAGUGAUAUUAAGUCAGUCUGACACACAUGGGUUGAUUUGGCAGCGGUGACUGUAUGGCUUACACUGGUUAAAUUGAUACAGUGAAGACAUUGUCCAUGCACAUCCAUACAACCAACAGUUUUGUCUUUCAAAGAUAAACAAUAGCUUUAACACUUCAUUCAGAAUGGUACUAAAUCUCGCUUCAUUAAGUAAUAGAUCUCAAAUAGAUUACCCAUUUUGAAUAAAGAGUAUUUGAGCCUGGCUUAAAUUACAAGAUAUACAAUCAAAUGAAAGUAUUUUUCAGAACAUAAUAUCUCAGACAUGUUAUAUUAAUGUAAACAAUCAAAAGCGGAAUUGCUCGCUUAGACCAAGAGAUAUAAAACAUGUCAAAGGAGAUGUUUUUUCUGCAGUAGGCCUACUUCAACGCUGCCCGCUCCUUGCAGCUAUGCAUUCAGGGGAAGCCUCGACUGGCCCAGUGGCCUACCACAGCAGUGCUGCGCUGCCCGUCUCUGGAGGAAGGACGCUACCUUACCACUGGACGAUUCAGACUCUGUUUACAUUACAGAGAGGGAAGGGUUGGAAUAGGUGAUAUUAAUGUGGAAUAGAAUAAUUUUGGAAAUGCAGAUAUCUAUGCAUGUAUUUAUACCACAUGUAAAGGUUCGAACAACUUCCCUUUUCUUAUUUUGUAUUUCACAAUUUGCCCACAAAAUAAGUUAUUGACAAGUCUAUACAAUGAACAUAGAACUGUCGGAUACACGGAUGCAAUCCCUCUGAAUGCGCAGCCAGCCAAUCGCAUUUCAACUCGGGAUUAGAUAUCAGAAAUCUCUGCCUAGAAUCUCAAAUCCGUUAUUUUGUUGGAUGGACGAAUAUUCUGCAGAUCAGAAAACUACGGGGAACAUGCCUUUUUUUGAAACUUUUGAGAACUACACCCCCGAAAUAUUGUCUGAAUUACAGUAGCGCCCCCUACAGCUAGUUUUCCAGAUAAUGCUUCAAAAACUCAAUGAAUGAACCAGAAUCACCUAGUCUCAGAAUUGACCUUGAGAGAAAAUCUUAAAUUAAACGCACUCAAACAAAUUCAGAACUUGGCAAAGGUAAUAAAAAAAGCAUUGCAAAACCAGUAACAAAAUAAAUGCUUUAUUACCG
Gadus chalcogrammus (walleye pollock) is the source of this 4803-nucleotide messenger RNA. Its product is annotated as serine/threonine-protein kinase PAK 2-like. Gene Ontology annotation, molecular function: ATP binding; protein serine/threonine kinase activity. Gene Ontology annotation, biological process: regulation of MAPK cascade; regulation of axonogenesis; intracellular signal transduction. Gene Ontology annotation, cellular component: cytoplasm. NCBI's taxonomy places the organism in Eukaryota, Metazoa, Chordata, Actinopteri, Gadiformes, Gadidae. The coding region runs from base 267 to 1808 and encodes 513 amino acids. The transcript has 15 exons. The record is from RefSeq and is a predicted model, not a curated record.